This is a messenger RNA of Stomoxys calcitrans (stable fly), 5275 nucleotides long. RefSeq names its product mucin-2. NCBI's taxonomy places the organism in Eukaryota, Metazoa, Arthropoda, Insecta, Diptera, Muscidae. Bases 866 to 5227 code for a protein of 1453 amino acids. The transcript has 9 exons. The record is from RefSeq and is a predicted model, not a curated record.
UAUUUUGUUCCCGGCCAAUAUUGAUCAUAAGUUCUCUUCAUCAUCAUCAUCAACGGAGCAUGCCGUUCUGUUUAGUUGUUGUUAACGCUGACGAUGACGCUGCCGCAUCCACCGGCACUGACUGCUGCUGUCAUCUGUGGUCGUCACACAUUUUCUCAUUAUCGUUUGUGUACACUUUUUCCAGUGGAUAUUAACACGAUUAUAUCGAAGAAGGGUGUGACACAGUGCAGCGCAGUGCAAUAGAUUGGUGAAGUAUUAAAACGCGCCGGUACGGAAGUAUCUUUUUUGUUCGAUGGACAAAUUUACGCUGUCACCGCGCCAUAGAAAUUUUCCAUUUUGUGUGUGUUUUAAUGGUAUUUCAAGCGUAUAGUGUUUUGAAAGCAGCUUAUAUGUGAACUGGAAAACGAGCGCCAAAUUGCAAACACAAUGUGAAGAAAUCAAAUUAAAUACAAACCAAACAAGAAAAAAAAACACAAAAAUCAAUUAAAAUAGUGUCUCUGAAAAAGCAAUUUAACCCAAAUCGAUGCCAGUAUGCCGUUGAAAGCAAAACAUCAUAUUUCAGUUUAUUAUGGCGCACCAAAAGGCGUAAAUUAACAGAAAAUAAAAAAAAAUAUAUAUAAUAAUUCGGUCGGCUAUAAGUAAAAACAUUAAUAGUUAAAUUGUGAAAAAAGGGAAUAAUCAAUACAAAACCCUCUUUGAGUGAAAUUAGAAAUUAAUCAAAAAUCAUUUCCUUUAAAUGCCCAAGAAAAAAUUAUUAACAAAAUUUCAAAUAAAUAAAGCAUUGAAUAAAAUAAUUGUGUGAAUUGUGUGAAUUUGUUUUAAUAAAAAAGUGUUUUUUGAGAAAUUUGUGGAAAAAUACCAUGUCAUGUAUUGGAUGGAUGGCUUUACAUUUGACGACAAUCUCAUCAAUAGUUCAUUCCUGAGCGGCGACAGCAAUGGCGAAUUAAGUGACAAUAAUCACCGUCUAUCACGUACAGCGUCUACCAGCAGCAGCACAAGAAACAGAUUCAGAUCAUCAUCAUCAUCCAAUCGAAAAGUACAAAAUCUCAGGGGAUUAGCAUCGACAUCGAAAGCAAAACGGAGACGGCAUGCGCACUUCAAACUAAACAACAGAUUGGAUCGGAAGUCAUCGCGUGGCAUGGUCUAUGAAAAUGAAGAACUAAGAUUACGCACCAUCAACAUUAAUGCUGAAGUUGAAAGAGGUCAAUCUGAUAUCAAACGUCUGCGAAAGGAAAAUGAUCAUUUGCGACGAGAAAUUUGGUCAUUACGAGAUGAAUACGAUCGCCUCAACAAAAGAUUCAAAACGAAAUUCAUUGAAGCGGAUAAUGCAGCAUGCUGCAAUGCACGCUGCAGUCAGGGUGGUUGUUCCUGUCAAUGUAAUGAAGGCGGAGGUGGAGGAUGUGAUAUGGGACAUUCAAAAUGCAAUAGUGAGGAUUCCGAUUCAUGUCAUUCCUGCUGUUGUAACGACACCGAAGAGAUUGUGUGCACCGAUGACUGUUGCAACGAAACGAAAAAUGGAGCCUUGGCAUUGGGUCAACAGGAACAAUCACCGACUGACAGUAGUACCAAAUUAACGAUAACUGAAUGUGGGCAACCACCACCGCCUCCAUCGCAAACGCAUCCAGCACCUGCCCCACUACCAAGUAUUUUAACGAAUUUCGACCAUUUAUCUGUGGUAUCCGAAGAGACUCUCAGCAAUAGUGAUGUGUUGACAGUGAAUACCGAAAAUCUUUUGGUCUAUACACCGGAUAUAAGUGGUUCGCAGACUACACUGCCCAGUUUGGUUGGGCCUUUGACACCUUUAACACCCAUUGAAUUGGUGGCCAAUGAGCUGAAUGAUAUACAGGCCAAGGUGCCACCUUUAUCGUAUUUUGAGAAUGUCUUGCAACAGCACAUGAGUUCAAAUUUCAGUAGCACACCCGGUACAUCUUCGUCCAACAGUGGCAAGACUGUGAUUCGUCAUACCAAUGGCUGGGAUUAUAAUAUUCAAUCGCCCUUUUCUCAAAAACGCUAUCCAGCGAAUUCCAUAUCGCCCAUAUUGCAACAACGUUCAGCAGCACAAACAUUAAGCACAUUUGUACCUACCACUACGGUGACACCGCCACCGCCGGCACCACCAGGGAAUUCCAGUGAGAAAACGCCACUCAAAAGUAAAUCCGAAUUUCCCGGACCAGCCAACACAAGUCAAGUGUUGCCGCUGAUAGAGACAGUGCCCAUAACCACAAUGCCCAUCAACAAUGGCUGUGGUGGAGCAUAUCACAGCAGUACCAACUCCAAUGCAAACGAUGCAAAUGGCAAUGGCCAACUAGGAAAACCAAAGCAUUUCUUUGCCCCCAUUAAACCAAAAUUAAAACUGAACACCGCUUUGGCCAAUCAAAGGAGAAUGCCCCCGCCGCCACCACCAGUGGCGGCACCAUCCACUAAGGCUGCCUUCACAAAUGGCAUUAUGGGAAAUGAGGCCCCCGCUAAAUGUGAACCACCUGACAUUUACGUUACCAAUGGCUUGGCUACUCCCUAUAAGCAUCCGGUGAAGCCCACAGUGCAACCUCCACCCAUACCACAACGUAUCACAUCAAAUGCCACAUCAGCACAAGUAAGUUUGUCGCCGCCACGACAAAGGCGCAAAUCAAGGCAAUAUCAAUCAAGUCACAACCAACAGCAGCAGCAGCAGCAACAACGCUUCCAUCAGCCUCAUCCCAACCACUUGCAUUGUUGCGAACACACACCUCACUACCAGCAUCAGUUUCAUGGCUGCACCAUCAACCAUGAGACCAAUGCUAAUAAUGAAGUCUAUGUUGCAGCAACACAGGCAACAGCAGCUACUGAUUUCGAACUAACACCCACUACCUGCACCGCCACCACUCUAUGCUUUAUGGCCCCAGCCAUCCUUCCACGAUGGAGGACCACACUAACAAAUGCUUUGCUUGCUCCUAACAUUUUGUGCAAUUCAUUAAAAGUAACAAUAACCGCCACAGACACUCUGGCCGAAGCGUCGGCGACAUUAACCGAUCCAUGUGCCCCAUCGCUAGCCGCCGCGUUUAAAUUUGUAAGUCCCCAAAUAAAUGUGAGCAAACGCAGUGGACCCGUGUAUGCAAUCGCACAAAAUGUUUGCCACAACUUAAUAAUUGCUCCUGCUGUUAGGCAACCUUUGAUGUCGUCCAUUGUCAAGUGUUGUCCAUCCACAAUGGGAACUCCCAAAAGGUUCACGGGCCGAACAGCGGCAAGUCCAGCAGUGGUUGAACCACCCACACUUGCACAGCCAGCAACAGUUUCUAACAUUAGUUGUAUUCCAUGCAAUCUGGACUCGCAUGCCUCAUGCUGUGCUUCCAUAAAUUCUCUUCCAGAGCCUUCAUCAUCAUCAUCAUCGCCAACUUCUGUAGUGCUGGUGACCGCAUCAACAAAUUGUUCACUUGUGGACUCAGUGUGUCAGACCGAUUCAGCAAACUUGGAGGCCAUAUUAAAUGACAUCGAAGCCAUAUCGGAGGAUAUAUUGGCCAUACAAUUAGAAAAGUCUAAAUCUCGAGAUAAUCUCGAUUGUAAAACGACGACGGAAGUAAAAGCCAAAGCAAAUGCCCCACUCAAGCAGACUAACAAAAAUUCCAAACCUUACAGAUCGGAAAUGAAUCUGCUUCUGACCUACGAUGGAGAUAAUCCCACUAUAGUACAGGCUUACCCGGCAAAGCAUAACAAAAGUACAACUGAGAAUGGUGUAGAAAAUGGGACCGCAAGAAGAACGAGAUCAUUGGAAAGGGAACACACAGAUAGUCCUUCACCUAAUAUACCAGAUCCUAUGCAACCUUUUCCGGAAAAUCGUAAAUAUAUAGGCUUUGAUCAUUUAAAUAGAGCAGUAGCAGCAGCAGCUGUGGCAUCCUCAACUGCAGCACCACUACCAGUAACAACUGCUAUGGAAUCGCCAAAAAUUGCUGUUACAGCUACCGCAACUCAAACAUCGCCUGUGGUGGCCACACCGCUCAGCCAUAGAACGCAUUUACCUUUAUCACCAUUGGUAACCAAUGUGAAUAUGCCCAUGCAAAGCAAUGGAAAACCUAUGCCUCCAGCCCCUCCAGCCAGAUCAUUUCCUUCACCACUGAAUAUUAAGUGUGCCGGCAUUCAAAGGAGUUCUUCCGUAACGUACAAGCCCAAUGCAAUGCAAUCACCAACCGGUUCGCCAAUUCUGGGCGGUGUACAUCCCAAUAAAAGUCAAUUAUUUUCUGCUAUAGCUAAUGCGGCUGCAAAAAGGUCACAGUUUCGAUCUCAACCUACACAUAUGACAAGAUCGCUGGACACGGAUUGUCUGCUAGAAACGACAAAUGAGAAUACCAUACAGAGCGAAAAGGAGGAAAAGGAGAUCACCGAAUUUGCAAAACGAAAAGCAAGACGGGUCUCCAUAGUUUGUGCCGAUACCGACAGUCCUGGGACGCCGGAUAAGCCAACACCAUCGGUGCGUACCAUGCAAUCACAAAAUUCCAUUACAGCUAGCUGUUCGGAUCUGCCCACUGUUAUGCCAAAUCCUGCUUUACGUAACUUCAAACAGCCCAGUCUGAGUACACCGAAUUCACCACAUUCCUCACGUAAACAUGAGGGUUCUCCCUUAAAUACGUCAGUACAACAGCAACAGCAACAACAACAACAACACCAACAGACACCAACGCCUCCAAUCAUCUCCAUAACACCAACAACCCCUCAGCACCAGCAUGGAAGAGCCUUACACGGCAGCAGCAAUGGAUUACCACAUCAUCAUUCGCAUAGCAUUAGCUAUCCAAAUGCGGUGGCCUCCACGUCAACAAUUCAGCAACAGCGAAAAAAUAGUCAAGACACUAUAAAGGCGAGUGCAGCCGAAAUUGCAUGUGCCGCUGCCAAUGCGGUGCGUUCCAAAUGCUCGCGACGCCACUCCGAGGGCACCGUCUCCCAUACAAAUCAGCGCAGUAGUGGUGCGAGUGGCGGCACUAAUGGGGGUCACCAUCACGGCCAUCACAAUCAUCAUCAUCAUCAGCACAGCUCAUCGCUUGUAAGCAAUAGCAAUCCCCAUCACAGCCAUCAUUCGCAUCAGGAUAGCAAUCAUGAGACGGUGGCCUCGUGCUCAGAUCGCAACUCCAACAGUUUAGCCUCGUCGCGUGAGUCAUCUGCAAGUUUUAGUAUGCGCUCGACUAGGCGGAAGCUGUCGGUUAGUUCGAAUACGGGUGGCAAGAUUCCAUGGUGCGGUUGUUGGGGAAACGGAUGUUUGUGAACAAUAUGAAUGAAGUAUAUGCCAACUUGCUGAAGAGGAGAACAACAA